AUGAAGCAUACCGCAAGCGAGUUCUCGAACAACCUAACAGGAGGGUUUCGUACGGUAGCCAAGGUCUUAGCGACGCCACCUCAACUCUACACAUUUUGGGCCAUUUUGUUUUCUGAGCUGGCGGUGGCGCACGGCAUCUCAGUUGGGAACCAGUACCGCUCAGCAGCUAUGGGCAAGGAAAAGACGCAUAUCAACAUUGUCGUCAUCGGACACGUCGACUCCGGAAAGUCAACCACUACUGGUCAUUUGAUUUACAAAUGCGGUGGUAUCGACAAACGAACGAUUGAGAAGUUCGAGAAGGAGGCCCAGGAGAUGGGUAAAGGAUCUUUCAAGUACGCUUGGGUCCUUGACAAACUGAAGGCAGAGCGUGAACGUGGUAUUACCAUCGAUAUCGCUCUCUGGAAGUUCGAGACGGCAAAGUACUACAUCACCAUCAUUGACGCCCCAGGACAUCGUGAUUUCAUCAAAAACAUGAUUACUGGUACGUCACAGGCCGAUUGUGCAGUACUUGUCGUCGCUUGCGGUACUGGAGAGUUCGAGGCCGGUAUCUCGAAGAACGGACAAACUCGUGAACACGCUCUGCUGGCUCAGACACUUGGUGUAAAGCAACUUAUCGUUGCUUGCAACAAGAUGGACUCUACCGAGCCACCUUUCUCUGAGGCCCGUUUCAACGAGAUCACCACCGAAGUCUCGAACUUCAUCAAGAAGAUCGGAUACAACCCCAAGGCUGUGGCCUUCGUCCCCAUUUCCGGAUUCAACGGCGAUAACAUGCUGGAGCCAUCACCCAACAUGCCAUGGUUCAAGGGAUGGAACGUCGAGCGUAAGGAGGGCAAUGCCUCUGGAAAGACCCUUCUCGAGGCUCUUGACUCGAUCGUCCCACCUCAACGACCCACUGAUAGGCCACUUCGUCUUCCUCUUCAGGACGUAUACAAGAUCGGAGGUAUCGGAACUGUCCCCGUCGGCCGUGUUGAGACCGGUAUCCUCAAGCCUGGUAUGGUUGUUACCUUUGCCCCACAGAAUGUCACCACUGAGGUAAAAUCCGUUGAAAUGCACCACGAAUCUCUGCCUGAGGCCGUCCCUGGAGACAACGUCGGAUUCAACGUGAAGAACGUCUCCGUGAAGGACAUCCGUCGUGGAUCCGUCUGCUCAGACUCGAAGAACGACCCAGCCAAGGAGGCUCGUAGCUUCCAUGCUCAGGUCAUCAUCAUGAACCACCCUGGACAAAUUGCUGCUGGAUACACUCCAGUGCUCGAUUGCCACACUGCUCACAUUGCGUGCAAGUUCGCAGAACUCAAGGAGAAGGUUGACCGCCGUACUGGUAAGAAGGUCGAGGACAACCCGAAGUUCCUGAAGUCUGGUGACGCAGGAAUUGUUGAGCUGAUCCCCACCAAGCCGCUGUGCGUUGAAUCGUUCACUGACUACGCACCACUUGGACGUUUCGCCGUUCGUGAUAUGAGGCAAACCGUGGCUGUUGGUGUAAUCAAAUCUGUGGACAAGUCUGAUGGAGCUGCAGGCAAAGUCACCAAGGCAGCCCAGAAGGCUGGAGUUGCCAAGAAGAAGUAA
This is a messenger RNA of Necator americanus (New World hookworm), 1563 nucleotides long. RefSeq lists its product as uncharacterized. Gene Ontology annotation, molecular function: translation elongation factor activity; GTP binding; GTPase activity. The transcript has 7 exons. Gene Ontology annotation, biological process: translational elongation; translation. Lineage: Eukaryota; Metazoa; Nematoda; Chromadorea; Rhabditida; Ancylostomatidae. The record is from RefSeq and is a predicted model, not a curated record. Bases 1 to 1563 code for a protein of 520 amino acids.